Pyricularia oryzae 70-15 is the source of this 2554-nucleotide messenger RNA. Its product is annotated as carotenoid oxygenase. NCBI's taxonomy places the organism in Eukaryota, Fungi, Ascomycota, Sordariomycetes, Magnaporthales, Pyriculariaceae. Gene Ontology annotation, molecular function: carotenoid dioxygenase activity; protein binding. The transcript is spliced from 3 exons. Gene Ontology annotation, biological process: carotene catabolic process. The coding region runs from base 590 to 2371 and encodes 593 amino acids. The record is from RefSeq and is a predicted model, not a curated record.
CUAGAAUUCAGCUUAGCCGACAUGCGCAAUCAAGAACUUUAUCUGGCUCGUUUUCAGCAAGCUAUCGACUUCGUUAACUGCGACAAUUGCCACAGAUAAAAGCUGCUUCAUGUUGGAUACCUGGUAUGGUUUUGGGGUGUGUUUAGUGUCUGCGGGGACAGUGGUUCAGGCGACACGGGCCUGGCCUGAAAGACUUUCAGUUGGGUCCCACUGCAAUUUAGGCUCUGUGCCAUUUUCCAAGCAGCGGUACGCUGCUCGUUCAACCAACACCAGUCGACAGCCCGGUCAAACGCGAGUAACUCGAUGCGCAUAAAGCGCGUCGCGUCAACAUCCAACUUCCACGGAUUCUCUUGGUACAAUUAGGAUGUCUGUUGUUUCUGUCAACACGAGGAACCUUGAAGGCACUUUUCUCUUAAAGAUCCGUCCAUCCUUGAUCACGAAACGCCGAGGCUACUACGCUACAUUCCCCAUCCAGCACCUAUCCGUCGGUGACAAUGAGCCGACUCCCCCUCACUGGCCCCCAAGCGGCAGUGAAGAUGCAGUGGCAAUUGCAUACAUGUCGGGCCAAUAAAUUCCCGCGGCGGCCUUGAUGGCCUUGGAUUAUCACCUGCAAUUCCACCUUGCGUUUGUUUCCAGCACGAAAGAUUGCUGCCAGUUGCUGGCCUAUUUUCCAGAACCGGCAACCAUGGCACACAUCUUCUCCCUUUUCCCAAACGCCAAGCCCGGCUAUGUCGACGGCCGACAGACAGAGGCCGGCGCCACCAAAUUCCCCAAUACCCCUUUCUUCUCUGGGCCACUCAAACCAAACCGAAUCGAAGCCGACAUCUUUGAGCUCGAGACAAGCGGCGAGAUCCCUGGCACCAUCGACGGCGUCUUCUUCCGCGUCCAGCCGGACUCUCAGUUUCCUCCGGUAUUUGAGGACGAUGUCCACUUUAGUGGCGACGGGAGAGUCAGCGCCUUUCGUUUCAAAGAUGGCCACGUCGACUGGAAGCAGCGCUACGUGCGGACCGACCGGUUCCGGGCGGAGAGGGCUGCCCGCAGGGCUUUGUUCGGCAGGUACCGCAACCCCUUUACCGACAACGAGAUGGUCAAGGGGAUCAUACGUACUGUUUCCAACACCAAUGUCAUAUUCUGGCGUGGGGUCCUGCUGGCUAUGAAGGAGGACGGACCACCGUUCGCCAUGGACCCGGUCACGUUGGAGACCAUUGGACGAUAUGAUUUUGAGGGACAGGUGGACUCGCCGACAUUUACCGCUCAUCCCAAGUUUGACCCUGUUACGGGGGAGAUGGUUGCCUUUGCGUAUGCCGCAAGCGAAGACGGUCAACACGCUAGCCGUGACGUUGUGGUUUGGACAUUUGAUGCUCAGACUGGGGAGAAGAAGCGAGAGCAUAGAUAUAAAGCUCCUUUUUGCGGCAUGAUUCACGACGCUGCACUCACCGAGAAUUAUCUCAUUUUGCCGCUCACACCACUCAAGGCCAGCUUGGAGAGGCUUGAGAAAGGCGGCAAUCAUUGGACGUGGGACCCUGAGGAGGACCAGUUCUAUGGCAUAGUUUCCAGGAAAGGAGACAAGGAUGUCGUAUGGCUCAGGGCUGACAACGCCUUCCACGGUCACGUUGCAGGGGCAUAUGAAAACGAAGAGGGUCAUAUAGUAUGCGAUUUGACUAUAGCCGACGGCAAUGUAUUCUACUGGUGGCCUCCUGAAAACUCUUCGUUGGGACCAAACCCUCGCCAAAAGCUCAACGCAGACACGCACCGCUGGACUUUUGAUCCCAAUGGCGGAUCUGGCACACGCGUGGCGCCUGCGGAGCUUUAUGGCACAAAUGGAGAGUUCUCCCGGAUCGACGAAAGGUUCGUGACAAAGAAGUACCGUCAUUUCUGGCAGCUUCAAAUAGAUUCUUCGCGGCCUUAUGAUAUGGCCAAAUGUGGGCCGCCCGCCGGGGGUCUUUUCAAUGUCCUUGGACAUUACGAUUGGGACGCUCCCCGUAAUCAAGACGGCACUCGCUUCAAGGAUGAGUACUGGGCCGGUCCGACAUGUACAUUUCAAGAACCAGUCUUCAUGCCCAAGUCAGCCGACGCAGCCGAGGGCGAUGGCUACGUCAUGGCGCUGGUCAAUCACCUAGACGUCCUGCGCAACGACAUUCUCAUAUUCGACGCGCUCGACCUCGCAAAAGGGCCGAUUGGUGCCUGUCACCUCCCGCUGCACAUCGGGAUCGGCCUCCACGGGAACUUUGUCGACGAGGCUGAUAUGGCGUGCUGGAGGUCGGCCCGGCAAGCCAAAGGUGACAUUGCCUCUGCGCGCCCUGCGAGUGAACCCCUGCCUUGGCAGCGGGAAUUGAUUGCCAAAAGUGUUGCACAAGAGUCAUCUAGAUAGCUUCUAUAUUACGAUGUUACAAUGCAGCUUGACGUUGACGGGCAAAAUGGCCCAUUGCCUCCCUUGAAAGGGUCAAAAAGAUGCAUGUAAACAAGACCAACAAAUACCAUCAGACAAGAAAUCUGACAAUCGCCCCUAUCGACUUGAGCCUGGGCGGGCAAGAGACCCCGAUUUGCCCACUGU